CGCUCCGCCCCUGAUCGGAGGUUUACAUCUGUCGAGCCACCAUGCAAUGAACCACAGCACUGUUAUUAAAAGCCUGACCUAUCAGAAACGGCUUGGGCGGAGUCACGUGGACACAUCGACUGACAGAUAGGCAGGCGGCAAGGUGAGAGAGGAACUUAUGGCACUUCGCGGAGGGAGAGGCAAGUCUGUGCGUAAAAACUGAAGUUUACCACGCAGCUGUGCAGCAUCGGGGGAACAAGGGCAAUAACACAAGAUUUCAUCGGAGUGAAGAUACGACAAACAAAACAGCAACUGAGAGAGCGGCAGGAAAAGUGGUUGUAUGGCACCUCAGUCGUGCGUAAUGAAUCCUGCGCAGGGAUCGCCACCCUCGGCUGCUCCGGGGGAGACCUCACCAGAGGACCGCGCCGCUGGAGGCAUGGGAACUGACGAGCUCGACCUGUCACCUGUCAGAAGAUGUAAAACCAAAACUGUAGAUCUGCCUUUCAGCGUGGAAUCCCUCAUAUCGGACAGGACGCCGACUAGAAGUCUCCAUUCCCCCGAGCCUGGUUUAGGCUGCGUCCGGCCGGAGGACACUGAGUGUGCGCCACCGAGUGGACUUUAUCAGUCCAAAGCAGAGACGGUGGACCUCAGCGACAAGGAGACGAGCCCCUGGCUCCAGGCUCCUUACACAUCCCCUCCAAGACUUCCCAGCCCACCACCGUGCAAUCUGCGGAAACACAAGAACAACAGGAAACCCAGAACUCCCUUUACAACCUCUCAGCUGCUUUCUCUGGAGAGGAAGUUCCGUCAGAAACAGUAUCUGUCCAUCGCGGAGAGAGCAGAGUUCUCCAGCUCCCUCUGCCUCACAGAGACCCAGGUCAAGAUUUGGUUUCAGAACCGCAGGGCCAAAGCCAAAAGACUGCAGGAGGCCGAGCUGGAGAAGCUCAAGCUGGCCGCGAAGCCGCUGCUGCCGGCCUUCGCCUUCCCUUUCCCCCUGAGCGCACCCAUGGGCGCACCGUCCCUCUACGGGGCCCUGAACGGACCGCGGCCUGCCUUACCUGUCCCAGGACUAUUCGGUGGACCAUAUGGGAUGUACUACUUGUCUUAACACUCACUAACUCUGAACUGCUUCUUUGGAAAAGCUGCCUUAAAAAAAGCCUUAAUACAGCAAAUAAUCUACACUGCAAAAAUGUCCAUUUCAAUGAGUCACAGCGUCUGAAAGUUUAUAAGCUAUUAAAUAUUUUAUAAAAUCUUUCUCGUUACAGUGAAAAACAUCUAAUGGUGUGAGACGAAUAAUUAUUUUUUCACAGAGACACAUAAAACAAUCUGGCUUUAAUAUAAAUAGUAUUUUUCUUUCAAGAAAAACAUGGAACUGAAACAAGUUAAAUAUUUUCACUCUAUUGUAAUUUUUCAUAAUAUUUUAUUUAAUUUUCUAUGGGUUAUUAAAAUAAUCCUUAAAUAAGAUUUACUCAACGGUCAAUUACUCGUUAACGUGGUCAUUUCUGCAGUGUAUUCAGUAUUUUUUUUUUCAAUGACGGAGUCUCACUGAGCUCAUUUUGCGGAUUAAAAAUUCUAAUUUCAUGUGGAUGUUGAGCUUUUCUGUUGCAAAAGAGCUAUUUGAUCAAGUCAAAAUAAGUCAAAAAUGACAUCAACAAAUCAUUUAAAGGCCUGAAAAUCAGUAAGUCGCGAUAACACCACAGUGACCAUGUGAAGGUUAAAUCUAUAUUCCAGUGGCCUUAUAAUAGAAAUCAUUUCUAAAUUUUUAGAAAAACACUCAAGAGCAUCUAGGUUUAAUCUUCCACAUGAUUCCGUUCAGGCCUUCACAGUCUAAAACACUUUUUUGAAACUUUUUGUAUUGGGAAUUUAAUUAAGCCCAGUCACAACUCUCCGUUUUUUUAUAAGAUGGAUAAGCCAAAAAGUUAUCAAGUCUGACUGGUUAUAUCAUCCCUAAAAUUGUGAUCAGAAGCUAUAAACAGCCAAUCUAAAACUUAUGAGUUCAAUAAAAACGUGUUUUAGCAGUUUACAUCUUCACAAAUAUGUUCCCUUUGGCAUUUUUAUGGAGCUGUUAAAAGUUGCCCAUCCAUUUUAUUUUAAGUUGCUAUGAAUCAUGGUCUUUCAAGGGGAAUUUAGUAACAUCGAAACCACAUUAUUUCCAGUCAAUGUUUGUUUCUUUUUUUAUUUCACCAGAUUAAAAUGAUGACUCAACUGUAAAUAUGCUUUAUCAUUGUCCUUUAAAUUAUACUUUACCUCAAA
Thunnus maccoyii (southern bluefin tuna) is the source of this 2232-nucleotide messenger RNA. It is a transcript of the gene msx3, whose product is annotated as muscle segment homeobox 3. The transcript is spliced from 2 exons. The record is from RefSeq and is a predicted model, not a curated record. Gene Ontology annotation, biological process: embryonic morphogenesis; regulation of transcription by RNA polymerase II. The coding region runs from base 320 to 1087 and encodes 255 amino acids. Gene Ontology annotation, molecular function: RNA polymerase II transcription regulatory region sequence-specific DNA binding; DNA-binding transcription factor activity, RNA polymerase II-specific. Lineage: Eukaryota; Metazoa; Chordata; Actinopteri; Scombriformes; Scombridae. Gene Ontology annotation, cellular component: nucleus.